Messenger RNA from Prunus armeniaca (apricot), 1143 nucleotides. NCBI's taxonomy places the organism in Eukaryota, Viridiplantae, Streptophyta, Magnoliopsida, Rosales, Rosaceae. The record is from the annotation of a GenBank genome assembly.
AUGACCAAGUUGCAUCCUCAGCUUUCAAGAAGGGCUUGCCAACCGAGCACAGCUAUACUGGGAGCUGGCCAUAACUCCAAGUCAAACCUUGGCAGAGGCAAGCCAAAAGAGCAACAAGUUCAAGCAAAAAGCCGGGAUAAGGGCAGAUCGCGGCCCCAAGAGGGAAACUCAGAAACAGGGACCUUCACUGAGUUCGCUAUCCCAAUCCACCAGAUCCUAGCUCAGGUGAAGGACAAGCCGUGGGUGAGGAGACCACCACCCAUGAAGGGAGACCCCUCUAUAAGGGACACCAACUGCGCAUUCCACGGGGAGCACGGUCAUUACACCAACAACUGCAACGCUUGGAAAAGGCACCUUGAGGAGCUGGUCAGAGAAGGCCAUUCCACAGAGUUCGUUGCAAAGAAGGCAUCCAGCAGAUCGAGGAUCGUGAUGCAGCUGCCAAGGAACCUCCCCAAAAGCCGACUCCCAAGAGUCAGGCUGACCACCAAGGAGCGCAAGAGAAAGAUCGCUCAAGUAACUUAUGCCUCCCAAGUCACAACGGGAGUACCAGCCAUUGUGGAUACACCCAUCAUCGGCUUCCAGAAGAAGGACUUGAUCGGGCUUGACCUGCCACAUAAUGACGCCCUAGUCAUCUGCAUCCAAAUUGAACAAGCUGUGAUCGAGCGAGUUCAUGUAGAUGAGGGCAGCGCAGCCAACAUCCUGCAACUAUCUGUUAUCCAACAGAUGGGGUUCGAGCCCAAGAUUAGCAAACUUGCCAGAUCGCUCACCGGCUUCAAUGGGGCCACAUCAAUCACUGUUGGAACGAUCGACCUUGAUGUCCACUCACCCCCAGUGGUCUGCUCGCAAACCUUCAUGGUCAUCGACGAGGUUUCCCCCUACAACGGAAUCUUGGGCCGACCGUGGAUCAGCAAGAUCGAGGCCAUCACAUCUGCUCUACAUCAGAAGAUCCGCUAUCCCAUCCCUGGGGGCGGGAUCGGGCAGAUCAACAGUGACCAAGCCAUGGCAAGGAGAUGCACAGCCCAAGGGCUCAAGAAGAGCAAGCAGCUGCAGUUCACACCAGUAAUGCAAGCUGCCAACGAGGCAGGAAGCGCUCUUAGCAGACAAGCAAACCCGAAAGGGAAGGAAGUUGCUGCCUCACAAUAG